UGAGUAUCUUAAUAGCAGACAUGAAAAAGAUAAGCAAAGAAAAUAUGAAAAACGCGUUCUAGAAUCAGAUGAACAGAAAGACAAAAGGAAGCAACAGAAUGCAUCAAAUAUGCACAAAAAAUACGCUUUAGAAACUGCAGAAGAAUAUCUUAGUCAAUGCCAAAAAAGUUCUGCUCAAAAAAAACAGACAAGGUUAGAUCAGUGUAAUCAAACCGAAUCUAUCAACAUAGAACAACUUUCUGCAGUUGAUUGA
Molecule: messenger RNA, 253 nt
Organism: Racocetra persica
Lineage: Eukaryota; Fungi; Glomeromycota; Glomeromycetes; Diversisporales; Gigasporaceae
Source: the annotation of a GenBank genome assembly